GUACCAGGCGGAGGUGACCUGGCAUCAGGUAAUAAAUCAUUAAACAACAAGAUGUCUUCAGUACCGGAACCACCACCCUUUAAAAAGGAACCACCCAAAGAGAAAGACUUUCCAAACCCAGGCCUCAGAGGAGUCCACACAACCACUUUGUUUCGAGCUGUGAAUCCAGAGCUCUUCAUUAAGCCUAACAAACCUGUAAUGGCUUUCGGAUUGAUAACUCUCUCACUCUGUGUGGCUUAUAUUGGCUAUCUGCAUGCAACACAAGAGAAUAAAAAGGACCUCUAUGAAGAUAUUGAUAGCAAGGGGAACAGUUCUAUGAGGAGGAGAACAUCUAACUGGGAUCAAUAG
This is a messenger RNA of Sorex fumeus (smoky shrew), 348 nucleotides long. Its product is annotated as small integral membrane protein 8-like. The coding region runs from base 52 to 348 and encodes 98 amino acids. Lineage: Eukaryota; Metazoa; Chordata; Mammalia; Eulipotyphla; Soricidae. The transcript has a single exon. The record is from RefSeq and is a predicted model, not a curated record.